AGAAUUCGGGCGUUGACAUUCCGCUGACAGAUGUAAAAAAGCACUUGUGUCAGAGAUUCUGCUUGUGUACGCAAUCUUCGUCCCUUGGUCGGUGUUGUAUAAGGAAAAUAUAAAUUGUUCUCAACGAGUUCUUAUCAUUGUUUAUAUAUAUUGUUGCUGUUGUUAUGUGUUAAUUAUCAAUAUGUCAGUUAAUCUGACCAAAAAUAAAGACUCGCUUGUUGCCGCAUGGCGAAGCGUCGUCGACGACAAAUCAUCCACCGAUUGGGCUGUAUUCAGCUACGAAGGGCAGAGCAAUGAUUUGAAGGUAGUUGCUACAGGAGAUGGAGGGCUUGAAGAAAUGAUUGAGGAACUUAACAGUGGAAAAAUAAUGUAUGCCUUUUGUCGAGUCAUCGACAAGAAAACAAGCCUUCCGAAAUGUGUUCUAAUCAAUUGGCAAGGUGAAGGGGCGCCGAUAGUCAGAAAAGGAACAUGUGCUAACCACAUCAGGGAUAUAGAGAAAUUGCUGAAAGGGGCUCACGUUACUGUAAAUGCACGUACGGACGAGGAAGUCGAAGUUGACCUAAUAAUGGAUAAAUUAGCACGUGCCACAGGUUCUAGUUACAAGUUCAACGAACCAAGAGGUGAGAAUGGUGGACAAAUCGGCCCAGUGGGGACUACAUACCGCAGGGUAAUACCUGAGCAAGAGAUAAAUGCCAGUGAGAGAGAUCAGUUCUGGCAGCGAGAGGAACAGGAAGAAAAACUAAGAUUGAAAGAAGAACGUUCGCGGCGAGAGCAAGAACGUCAAAAACUUGAACUUGAACGCCGUUCUAGAGAGGAAAAAGAGAGCCAAUUCAGAGAUGCCCAGGUCACGGCAAAGGAAAGUAUGGUCUCAAAACACCGGCAGGCAGAAUUGCGAGCUCAAGAGAUAACGAAUCUACGUAACCAGCAAAACACAGUGGUACAACAGAGCACGGAUUCAGAUGAAGAACGAAAAUCACGUAGUGAGGAAUUGCGUAGACAACGUAGUAAAGAAACUCAGCAGCUCAUUGCUCAACGAACAAUAAAUGCAAGAGCUGUUUUUGAGCAAAACACCGCUGCCGGUCAAAUGAAGAAUUCGUUUGCUCAACAAUCAGGACCGCAAAAGACGAACGAUCCUGAAGUACCACUAGCAGAGUCUAAUGGCAGUAUUCAAGGGAACGAAACUUUGGCCAAAGUAAAAAUCGAGCCGCAAAUAUCUGUCGAAGCUCCGAAAGAACAAGUCAAAGAAGAGGAAUCGAAGAUUGAGGAUUCACAAGUCGAUGCUCCUUCAACAGAAUCUAUUUCCUCUUCCCUGCAAAGUCAAUCUAACAAAGAAAGUAAAUCCAACACAGCUGAAGAAUACCCUGCAGAAAUCGCAGCACUAAACGACCAGGAGACUGAAAAUGAACUUUACAAUCAGCUUGAAGAAGGUUCCUACGUUUAUUUUGACCCCAAUAACGAGGGAAUGAAAGCCCGGGCUCUGUACGAUUACCAAGCUGCUGAUAAUACCGAAAUUACUUUCGAUCCUGGGGAUAUAAUAACGCAUAUUGAUGCAAUAGAUGAGGGUUGGUGGCAAGGCUUAGGACCCGAUGGAACAUAUGGUCUAUUUCCCGCGAAUUAUGUAGAAGUUAUUGAGUAACUUUUCAGUUCGAUUAAACGCGUAUAUUGAAGCCCGUUAGCAGCCUGCUGUCUCGAACAACCAGGCGUUGGUCGAGACGUAAUAAUUUUAAAAUUAUGUGGAGAUAAUUUGUCCCUCAGAGGUCUUGAUUUCUCUAAUGACAUCUCUAGAGACAAUUUGGUCUUUGGAGUGGAUCAUCGGUUACUACCAAUAUUAUAAUAUAAUUGUUUUAUUCUUAUUGUAUUAAUAGUAUGAUACCCAAGUGAUUUUAAAGAAUAAAAUAAUCAUAUUUCCAAACGAAA
Molecule: messenger RNA, 1917 nt
Organism: Athalia rosae (coleseed sawfly)
Lineage: Eukaryota; Metazoa; Arthropoda; Insecta; Hymenoptera; Athaliidae
Gene: Abp1
Product: drebrin-like protein
Exons: 6
Coding region: 182-1636 (484 amino acids)
Biological process (GO): positive regulation of dendritic spine morphogenesis; positive regulation of axon extension; neuron projection morphogenesis
Cellular component (GO): postsynaptic density; lamellipodium; postsynaptic membrane
Molecular function (GO): actin filament binding
Source: RefSeq, a predicted model, not a curated record